This is a messenger RNA of Bactrocera latifrons, 1392 nucleotides long. Its product is annotated as O-glucosyltransferase rumi-like. Gene Ontology annotation, molecular function: UDP-glucosyltransferase activity; UDP-xylosyltransferase activity. Lineage: Eukaryota; Metazoa; Arthropoda; Insecta; Diptera; Tephritidae. Gene Ontology annotation, cellular component: endomembrane system. The transcript has 2 exons. The record is from RefSeq and is a predicted model, not a curated record. Gene Ontology annotation, biological process: protein O-linked glycosylation; positive regulation of Notch signaling pathway. Bases 62 to 1288 code for a protein of 408 amino acids.
GUUUAUGUUUGCCGGUUUAUAAUUUUCGAUAAAGUAAACAAAACACAUUUCGUUAGAAAUAAUGGAUGUAUUGUUUUUUUAUUUGGUUUUAAUAAUCAGGAAUUGUUUUGCUAUUUCAACAGUUGGAGACGCUAAAAUUGACAAUGUUUGUGACAUAGAAAACAUAGAAAAUUGUUCACAUUUGGAUAUUGAAAACAGCAAUAUCAUAGCAAAUGAAGUAAGGAGAUCAAUCGAAUCACAUGUUCCAUGUGCAGAUGAGGAUGAUAAUAAUUGCAAAUGCUAUAGCGAAGUUAUAAGAAAUGAUUUAAAACCAUAUCAAAACGGUAUCACUCAGCAAAUGCUGAACAAUACAGCAAAAUAUGGGACUCGAUAUAAAAUUUUGAACCACCAGCUAUUUCGCGAUAAAGAAUGCAUGUUUCCUGCACGCUGCAGUGGUAUUGAACAUUUCCUAAUAAAUCUUUUACCCCAAUUACCAGACAUGGAUAUGGUAGUAAAUACUCGAGACUGGCCACAGGUUCUCACUGGUCUUGGCAGCAGAAUUGGUCCAAUAUUCUCAUUCUCUAAAACCAGUGACUACUUAGAUAUUAUGUAUCCAGCGUGGACAUUUUGGGCUGGUGGUCCUGCAAUUUCUUUGCAUCCAACCGGUAUUGGUCGCUGGGAUUUGUUACGCGACAGCAUAUCCAAAGCUGCUAUUAAAUACCCAUGGUCUGAAAAGCUUCCACUGGCCUUUUUUCGUGGAUCACGAACUUCCGAUGAACGCGAUACUUUGGUUCUACUGUCACGUCGUAAGCCCGACUUAGUCGAUGCUAAAUAUACCAAAAACCAAGCCUGGAAGUCUCCGAAAGAUACUCUUAACGCAGAGCCUGCGAAAGAAGUUUUAUUAGAAGAUCAUUGUCGAUAUAAAUAUCUGUUCAAUUUUAGAGGUGUGGCUGCCAGUUUUCGUUUCAAACAUUUAUUUCUUUGCAACUCACUAGUAUUUCACGUUGGCGAGGAAUGGAAGGAAUUCUUUUAUUUCGCACUUAAGCCGUGGGUGCAUUAUGUGCCUCUAAAAAGUUAUCCAAGCGAAAAAGAAAUUGAGAAUAUUUUGAAUUUUUUCCUUAAACAUGAUGACUUGGCUCAUGAAAUUUCUGAACGUGGUUCACAGUUUAUUUUAAAGCAUCUACGCAUGCAGGACAUCGAAUGUUAUUGGAAGAAUCUCUUACUAUCAUAUCAAAAGUUAAUCACUUUUAAGGUUGAAAGUGAAACUGAAUUUAUACAAAUUAGUCCUCUACAGAGGCAAGAACUAUGAAUAAAAUAUAUUUUAAAUACAAAAGAAUUAUAUCAAAGUAAGAAAAUGAUAUUACUCUUGAGAAACCGUUAAAUUAAAUACAAAUUAUUUCUUUACAAACUGAA